Adelges cooleyi (spruce gall adelgid) is the source of this 3926-nucleotide messenger RNA. Its product is annotated as chromatin-remodeling complex ATPase chain Iswi-like. Gene Ontology annotation, molecular function: ATP-dependent chromatin remodeler activity; ATP hydrolysis activity; nucleosome binding. The record is from RefSeq and is a predicted model, not a curated record. Gene Ontology annotation, biological process: nucleosome organization; regulation of transcription by RNA polymerase II. Gene Ontology annotation, cellular component: chromatin; nucleus. Lineage: Eukaryota; Metazoa; Arthropoda; Insecta; Hemiptera; Adelgidae.
UUACCUGUUAACGGGGAGCGUCGUAUGUGCUUGUUUAUGUGUUUGUUAAAAACUAAAAAACUAAUAUUGUCGCAGUAAAGAAGUGACUAAUAACAAUAUUUUGGAGUGUGCUCGGUUUUAAAAUAUAAUCCGGUACUCGUAUUUAAAAAUACUUGACCAACUUAAUACCGGCGAAUAGCCGUCUAGCUCGACUGUCAUCGGUUUAACGAUGGACACUGAAACGAUGACAGAAAAUGACAAAAAAAUCCACAGUUAUACUAAAAAAGGUGUUGACAAUUUUAAUGCACUGGAAAAAGAUGAUUCGGUAACUGACCGUGGUAAAAGAUUUGACUAUCUUCUCAAACAAACUGAAAUAUUUGCCCAUUUUAUGACGUCUAAAAAAAAAGAAGGAACACCUGGUGCCAGUAGGUCAGUUAGCGUAAUAAAAAGUACAAAAGAUUUACUGAAAAAUUUAGCAGAAACUGCAGACGUCAAAGAUCAUCGUCAUCAGCAAACUGAACGAGAAGAAGAUGAAGAAUUAUUAAACGAGGCACUGGUUUCCGACAAAUACAUAACACAAUUUGAUAAGACUCCGUUCUACAUAAAAAAUGGAAAACUCCGUGAUUACCAAGUCCGUGGUUUAAAUUGGAUGAUAUCUCUGUUUGAAAACGGCAUCAACGGUAUUUUGGCCGACGAAAUGGGUCUCGGCAAGACUCUGCAAACUAUAUCGCUCUUGGGCUACUUAAAGCACUUUAGAAACAUAUCGGGUCCGCACAUUGUCAUUGUACCCAAAUCGACUCUGGCCAGUUGGGUAAACGAAUUCACAAAAUGGUGUCCUACAUUACGUACAAUAUGUUUGAUCGGAGAUCAAGACGUCAGGAACGCAUUCCUACGUGAUGUGUUCAAACCUGGCGGUUGGGAUAUAUGUGUCACUACUUACGAAAUGGUAAUCAGCGAAAAAGGAAUAUUGCGCAGAGUCCAUUGGCGGUAUAUGGUUAUAGACGAAGCGCAUCGAAUCAAAAACGAAAAAUGCAAGCUUUCAGAAAUCAUAAGAGUAUUUAAAACUACUAAUCGACUACUGCUGACGGGCACACCUUUGCAAAAUAAUUUACACGAGCUCUGGGCACUUUUGAACUUUUUGCUACCAGACGUAUUCAAUUCAUCGGACGAUUUCAAUUCAUGGUUUAACACAAAUAACUGCUUUGAAGACAAUACAUUGAUCAAGCGACUUCAUGCGGUUUUACAACCGUUUCUUUUGAGAAGAUUAAAAUCAGAAGUAGAAAGAAGUCUGAAGCCUAAAAAAGAAGUUCUAGUUUAUGUCGGCCUCAGCAAAUUGCAACGGGAAUGGUACACCAAAAUUUUAAUGAAAGAUAUCGAUGUAAUCAAUGGAGCUGGUCAUGUUGAAAAGAUGAGGUUACAAAACAUUCUCAUGCAUCUGAGGAAAUGUAGCAAUCAUCCUUAUUUGUUUGAAGGCGCUGAACGUCCCCCUUAUACUACUGACGAACAUAUCAUUUACAAUUGUGGCAAAAUGGUUGUGUUUGAUAAACUGCUGAAAGUCUUAAAAGAACAAGGUUCUCGAAUUCUAGUGUUUAGUCAAAUGACACGUAUGAUGGACAUAUUGGAAGAUUACAUGUAUUUGAGAGGAUACAAUUACUGCCGCUUGGAUGGAGUCACGCCUUAUGAAGAUCGUCAACGGCAGAUCAACGAGUUUAACAGACCGAAUAGCGACAAAUUUGUGUUCAUACUUGCUACACGGGCCGGUGGUCUUGGCAUUAACUUAACUUCUGCCGACAUUGUUAUUUUGUAUGAUUCAGAUUGGAAUCCCCAAAUAGAUUUACAAGCCAUGGACCGAGCUCAUAGAAUUGGACAAAAAAAACAAGUUCGAGUUUUCCGACUGAUUACCGAGAAUACGGUCGAAGAGAAAAUAAUCGAAAGAGCCGAAAUCAAACUUAGAUUAGACAAGUUGGUUAUACAGCAAGGACGUUUAGUCGAUAAGCAGGAAAAUGCCUUGAAAAAAAACGAAAUGCUCAGCAUGAUCCGACAUGGAGCAAAUCAUGUUUUUCAAUUGAAGGACUCUGACAUUACUGACGAAGACAUUGAAAUUAUUUUACGUAAAGGAGAAGAAAAAACUAAAGAAUUAAAACAGAAGUUAGGAUCCUUGGGAGAAUCAUCUUUAAGAAAUUUCACUUUAGAUGGUCCGAAUGAGUCGUUGUACAAGUUUGAGGGUGAAGAUUAUAGGGAAAAACACAAACUGGCCAUUGCAGAAAAUUGGAUAGAACCUGCUAAACGCGAACGUAAAUCAACUUACGCAUUAAAUUCGAAUUUUCGUAAAACACCCAAAGCGUCUCAUCCAAAAACAAAGAUACCACGUCCUCCAAAAAAACCAUCGGUACAAGAUUAUCAAUUUUUUCCGAUUAGAUUGUUUCAGCUGCUCGAUCAAGAAAUUUGUUACUAUCGACAAACCAUUGGCUACAAAGUACCGCUAGAACCUGAGUUGGGGUCAGAUGCAGUCAAAAUGCAAAAGAAGGAACAAAAAAAGAUUAAAAAAGCAAAGCCGCUUACUCAAGAGGAUCAUACGGAAAAGAAAAUUUUACUGACCAAAGGUUUUACAAAGUGGACUAAACGUGAUUUUAAUAACUUUAUUAAAGCCAACGAAAAGUACGGAAGAAACGAUAUCAAUAAUAUUGCAAAAGAAGUUGAAGGCAAAACUAUUGAGGAAGUGAAAGAAUACAGUGCGGUGUUUUGGAAACGGUGUAACGAACUGCUAGAUUAUGAAAAAAUCGUAAAUAAAAUUGAAAAAGGAGAGUCGAAAUUAGCAAAAUAUCGAAAAAACGUCAAGGAAAAUUUGGAUGAAAUAGUAGGAAGGUACAAGGCUCCGUUUCACCAGUUGAGAAUACCGUACAGAGGAAACGCAAGUAAACAUUACACCGAAGACGAAGAUAGAUUUCUAGUAUGCAUGCUUCAUAAACUCGGUAUCGACAAAGAAAACCUGUACGAUGAACUGAAAGCCACUAUAAGAUGCUCAACGAAAUUCAGAUUCGAUUGGUUUAUCAAAAGCCGAAACUCGAGUGAACUUGAAGCACGGUGUAACAAAUUGAUUGCGUUGAUCCAAAAAGACAAUGAACUAAUAGAAAACGAAAAAGAACUGCAAAAACAUCGCAAGCAAAAAUUAAAACACGACAACAAAUCUCAUGCACAAGUAAAACCCCAAAAGGAUGAGUUGAUAAAAAAAAAAGCAAAAAGGGGUCGUCCUAAAUCAAAAAAGUAAUUUUUCCCUCUUGAUUUCAACAUAAAUAUUAUAUUACUUAUUAUUAACCUUAUAAGAGUGUACUUGAAUUAUUGUUUAUAUUUAUUAUUGAGUUAACUUUUUUAUAUUUUAAUGUUAAAGUGACAUUUGUGUGUUUCUUUCUAUUCAGAUUUAAAACAGGUUAAGCUUCUAUAAAUAAGUAUUUUGUUCUUAAGGAGAAAAGAAAAGCGCUAAAUUUUGUCCAAAUAAUGACUAAAACGCAAAGUAACUUUCUGAAUUGUCUACCGAACCGAUUUAAGACAUUUUUUUUUUGUUAUUAAGUUUAACGUCUUCUUGCCGGGGGCUUAAAAGCUGCAUUUAAAUUUUGUUUUCAAAAAUUUAAUUUAGGCGUAUAUAUUUUUCCUUUUUUCUUUAUAAAUUAAAAUAAUUUUCCAACAGUUAAAUAAAAAAUUGGCCUUUUAGCCUUCUUAGAGAAACAGCAAGCUUCACAUAAAAAAAAAAACGGUCCAAUAGAUACACCAGAAAGAGAUUUCUACAAGUCAUUUUUUAUUACCAUUUUGGUAUAACUCAGAAAAAAAACCCUUUUUAACAAAAAACCUUAAUAUAUUUUUUCAUCUUAAAAAUUUGCCGGUAUAUUUUAUGGCCACGAGACCAAUUUUUGUUAAAUAUUGCCUACUCUCUUCCAAUUAAGCGCUUUUCG